CUCAGCGGCGGCAGUUACAGUAGCCGCGCCGAUGAGAGAGAGAGAGGAGGAGCAGAGAGAGAGAAGGGAGCUCGACGCGGACUCCGCCUUACCCGUUGUCCAUCGCCGAACCCCAGUCAGGUGGAAGGGACAUCACGGUUCGUGCUGCUAAUGCCGGAGUCCCGCUGUUUGCGUCGUCUCUUCUCCUAAAGAUGGGUUUCCCGUAACCGGAGGUGGAGGGGAGAGGCGGGGGUGGGGGAAGCGAGAAAUGAAAGGAGGAAGGGGAAAAAAGACGACCAGACACAUAAGCACAAAUCGUGGGUGCCAGCGACCAUGAGAGGUUUGCACUAUUCCCAAGAAGCACCGCUACAUCCGCGGAUCAUGUCGUGAGGUGUGGCCGCCGACGCUUCGGAUACUGCCAGUAGACACUCCGAGGAGGGCGAACGAAAAUGUCCGCCUCAGUGGGGCCCCAGGGCGGUCCUCGCCCACCCACCGCGCCCGCACAAUCCAUGCCGGAUAUGCCGGACCUAAGUCACCUCACGGAGGAGGAGAGGAAAAUCAUCAUGGCAGUGAUGGUUCGGCAAAAGGAGGAAGAGGAUAAGGAACAAGCCAUGUUAAAGACGCUGCACCAGCAGUUUGAGAGCUACAAGGAGCAGGUGCGUCGCAUCGGUGCAGACACCCAGCGCCGCCGGCAGCAGCAGCAGCAGCAGCAGGCGGCUCCGGCAACGCCCGCCACCGCCACCACCACCACCACCGCCACGCCGUCCCGGCUUCCAGGACGGCAGCCCAUCUCGGCAUCUGCCGCAAGACCAGGAUCGCCCGGCGGCUGCGGGCACCUGUUCUACUGCCGCGCUGGUUCUGCGGCCGAUCACGGAGGGGCUGGCGUGGUCGCUGCCUGGCUCCAACAACCUUUAGGGGUCAAAGAUGAGAGGUCGGGGGUCAGGACGUUUGAGGAUGGAUGA
Molecule: messenger RNA, 941 nt
Organism: Alosa alosa (allis shad)
Lineage: Eukaryota; Metazoa; Chordata; Actinopteri; Clupeiformes; Clupeidae
Product: regulating synaptic membrane exocytosis protein 2-like
Exons: 3
Coding region: 429-941 (170 amino acids)
Biological process (GO): regulation of membrane potential; regulation of synaptic plasticity; positive regulation of synaptic transmission
Cellular component (GO): presynaptic membrane; cytoskeleton of presynaptic active zone
Molecular function (GO): transmembrane transporter binding; small GTPase binding
Source: RefSeq, a predicted model, not a curated record